AUGGCAGUCUCAGCUCCAACCGAAGACCACUAUUCUGUAUUAGAAAUUCUUCCAGGUGCAACUCUCAAGGAGAUCAAGACUGCGUAUCGCCGUCUGGCGCGACUAUAUCAUCCUGACAAGAACAAUGGAUCACAAACCUCCACUUUAAGGACUCAACAAAUCAAUGCCGCUUGGGAAAUCCUCAAAGACAGCUCGAAAAGGAAGCUCUACGACAGACUAUGGCCAAGACGUGAAUCUCAAUCAAAGGACAGUCGACCAGAUGUGACAAAGCCGACAAGUACUGCACACUGGCGUUGGCAAUCUUCUCCGCGACCAUCACCUACAUCAGAACACAAUGCCAGAGCGCGAGCUCAAAGUCACAAGCAGCGACAAGCAUGGCUUCAUUUCGAAAAGGCUCAGGAAGCAGGCAUUCGUCAGUCUCGAAAACACAUACACAGCCUACAAAGUGAGAUCAGCGCUUUAGCUGCGAAGCUCCAGAGUACCACAAGACACUUUGCGGUUCAUGUACAGUGGCGCGCUGGUAUAGCGAUGAAUACCGAUGAACUCCAGCGGCAGAUGCUCCAAGCCGAGGCCAUGAUGAAGCUCAGACAGCAACAGCUCCAGCAGGACGAAUCACGUCUAGGUCGACUGGAGCUUGAUCUGCUGAGGCGACGAGGUCAAGAAUAUGCGAGGCUCGCUGCCGAGCGGAAAGAAGAGAGGCAGUGGGAGGCGCAGGAAGAACAGUUGCGCCAGGAAAAGCUUGCCAAAGAAAGAGUUGAGGCAGAAGCACAAAAGCAACGCGACACAGAAUGGGACGCGCGAAUGGAGGAAGUGCGGCAACGCAUGAGAAAUUUCACCGAGAAACAGGCACACUUAGCAGACGAAGCAAAGAAGGCGGAGGCAGCUGAACAGAGACGAAUGGCAGAGGAUCGCGCGACCGAGGAGCAAAUUCAGAAGAGAAAACUGCAGGAAGAGGCCAACAAAAAGAUGGAACCGGAGGGAAAAUGUGGACAUGAAAGCUCGUGGGACAGAUGUCCUGGCCCUAUCGAUUGCACAUAUUGUGCAUGGCCACCCAGCACUUACGCCUUCCGAUGUCCCGAUUGUCAGAUUCUCGCUUGUCUUUUCUGCAUGACAACCCUGAAGGCUGGCUGCGAGCCUGCUGACUACAAAAGUUUCUGGCAACGCAAUGUUGACCCUUCUCCCAGCGCAGAAGCUCUUCGUUUCGACAUACAUGCCGACUCUGAUGAUGAUUUUAAUGAAGUAUACUAUGACUGCCAGGAUGACUUCGACGACGAUGACGAUUCCGAAUACUUUGAUUGUCGGGAAGACAUGUGA
Dothidotthia symphoricarpi CBS 119687 is the source of this 1314-nucleotide messenger RNA. RefSeq names its product DnaJ-domain-containing protein. NCBI's taxonomy places the organism in Eukaryota, Fungi, Ascomycota, Dothideomycetes, Pleosporales, Dothidotthiaceae. The coding region runs from base 1 to 1314 and encodes 437 amino acids. The transcript is spliced from 2 exons. The record is from RefSeq and is a predicted model, not a curated record.